AUGCGCUUUCGAACAGAACUAAAAAAUAUCAAGACAUUUUCAAAACUCACCGCGGCGCUCUCUUCGCUCGAGAAAAUCGCCUGGGUGCGUCUUAGUGAUGAGACGGCACGCUUCACCGUGAUUCCCGACAUGGGAUCCCAGGUCUGGGCGUACGUGCUCCCAUCCAUCAUGCCCGCUGACACGACUACCCGCAGCUCCCUCUCCAUGGACUUCAUCUUUGAAAACUACCACAUCCAGUCCGCCGAAGCCUCCAACACCAUCAACCUCGAGCUUCCGCUGCAGCCGCUGCAGCGCGCCCUCAAAUCGGCCCUCAACAGCAUCUCCGCGUCCCUGCGGCUCACCAAAAAGGACGGCCUGCCCGUGCUCUCCCUCACAAUCACCACCACCACCACCGCCACCAGCGCAAACGCCGCCGCCCUGGGCCAUCACGCCACCACCACCGACGACAAUGACCCCUUUGCCACGGCGCGCGGGGCCGACGAGGACGAUCUCUUCCACGCCGAGCACCUCGAGACGUCUCUGCGGCGGGAGCACGAGAAGAUCAUCACGCAGGACAUUCCCGUGCGCGUGCUGCACCCCGAAACCGUCGAGACCAUUAUGCAGCCCAAGGUGCGCGAACCCGACGUGCACAUCCAACUCCCGCCCCUGCUCCAGCUCAAGGCCAUCUCGGACCGCUUCACCAAGCUCGCCCAGACCACCACCGCUUCGGCGGGCACCACCACCGCCGGCGGCAAGGCGCCCAAGCUCGAGCUCAGCGCCAACAUGCACGGCGGCUUGCGCCUGCGCAUCGCCACCGACACGACCGACAUCGCGAGCGUCUGGUCCGGUCUCGAGAACCCGGAGCUCGACCCCGCGCAGCUCGACCGGCCCCUCGCGGACCACCCCAGCACGCGCUUCCGCGAUGACGGGCCCGAGCGCUGGGCCACGGUCCGCGUCGACGGCAAGGACUGGAGCCGCGUCCUGAGUGUUGGUCGGCUCGAGGGUCGUGUCAUUGCGUGCUUUGCCGAUGACCACGCGCUGAUUCUGUACGUCUACGUACCGCAGUACGAUGACGCGUCCGCGGAAGACUCAGUAGUAACGUCAUAUAGCGCGUAA
Messenger RNA from Cordyceps militaris CM01, 1095 nucleotides. RefSeq names its product NUV101 protein. The coding region runs from base 1 to 1095 and encodes 364 amino acids. Gene Ontology annotation, cellular component: checkpoint clamp complex; site of double-strand break; nucleolus. The record is from RefSeq and is a predicted model, not a curated record. NCBI's taxonomy places the organism in Eukaryota, Fungi, Ascomycota, Sordariomycetes, Hypocreales, Cordycipitaceae. Gene Ontology annotation, biological process: mitotic intra-S DNA damage checkpoint signaling; telomere maintenance; mitotic DNA replication checkpoint signaling. The transcript has 4 exons.